AUGGACACGCAGUUGGGAGGGCGCCGUCCCUGCGGCGCGGGGGGAGCCGUACCGGUACUGGACAGCGAGCUCGCGCGAGAGUAUCUUCCAAUCUUCUACUUUCACCCAAAAGAACCGUUUGCGCCGCUCGAGGUGGAGAAGUUCCUGCAGAACUGCGCCCUGUACAGUCCUCAGGGCGGGCUGCUGGCCGAGGACGCGUCGGACGUGCACAACGUGCUCCAGCCCGGUGCCGCAGGCGUCGUGCGCCUCCGCAAGGGCGCGACGUACCCCACGGGGGACUGGACGCGCCCGGUGAUAUACUACCACGUCGACCGCGACCACAGGCACUGCGCGCCGGCGCGUCCGAAGAAGGAGGGCGGGCCUCUGGUCACAAGCAAGCGGUGGCUCUCUGUGGUCUACAUGCUUUUCUAUAGCUACAACCCACACGGCCUGUUCGGCCUCGGGGACCACAUCGGGGACCUCGAGCAUGUCCGCCUGCUCAUCAACCCGGACACGGCGCAGGUGGAGUGGGUGUUCACGUCGGCGCACAGCCACGAGGGCCAGUACCGCCCGUUCGCGGCCCACAGGCCGCCAGCUUCAGAGGCAGCUGCCGAGGCGCUGAAAGACACGCGCGGGCCGCCGAUCUACGUGGCGUGCGGGUCGCACGCCCAUUACGAGCGCGAGGGCGUCGUGCGGAGGAUCUUCGGCGCCGGGAACGACCGGUGCAGCGGCGAGGGCACGUGCGCCACGCCGGGGAAUGCAGCGCUGUUCGACGUGCGCGAACGGCCGUGGUACGGCAUCCACGUGACGGUGCGGCCGCGGGGGCCAGAGCUGCCUGGGGCGCCGUGGUGGAUGCUGGCGUGUCCGGAACGGCAGGACAGGGCGAAGCGACUCAUGUUGAAGCGUCUAGCGCCGUGUUGUUUCUCGAACGAAGCUCUGUCCAGCCACAGUCAUUGGGGACAGGUCGACUGGGACGCUCGUGGUGGCUACUGCUACCGCAAGCACGAGGAGGACUUGCUCGGCGCGCCCGCGUCGCCUGGACGCCGCGUGUAG
Pedinophyceae sp. YPF-701 is the source of this 1032-nucleotide messenger RNA. NCBI's taxonomy places the organism in Eukaryota, Viridiplantae, Chlorophyta, Pedinophyceae. The record is from the annotation of a GenBank genome assembly.